Corylus avellana is the source of this 1122-nucleotide messenger RNA. The record is from RefSeq and is a predicted model, not a curated record. NCBI's taxonomy places the organism in Eukaryota, Viridiplantae, Streptophyta, Magnoliopsida, Fagales, Betulaceae.
AUGCAAAAUGCUUUGAAACAUGUUGGUCAUUUAUUUAAAGGUGAGAAUGGGUUUAGAAGUGAUCUUAGUGCAUGUUUCAAAGUCUGGGAAGAGGAAGAGGAGCUCCUUAGCGCUUGGGAUGCUAUACUUCGUAAGCACAAUGCAUGUGACAAUUCUUGGCUUCAACGUUUAUUUCAAGUGAAAGAAAAAUGGGCUAAAGCAUAUGUCAAGAUGUCUUUUUCUGCAGGAAUGACUUCAACACAAUUGAGCGAAAGUUUGAACGCUGACUUGAAGGAUUAUUUACAGUCAGAUUAUGAUAUUGUAAAAUUCUUCACACAUUUUGAAAGAUUACUUAAUGAUAAGCGCUACAAGGAAUUGGUAGCAGAGUAUAAUUUAAGGCAGAAGUUACCAAAAAUUAAGAUGUUUUCACCCAUGUUGAUACAAGCAGCAAAUAUUUAUACUUGUCAACAGUUUUUGAAGUUUCAAAAGCAAUAUGAAGAGUUCCAAGGAGCUUUUGUUAAGGAGCGUAUCGAAAGAAACUCGUCUCAUGAAUAUAUAGUGUCAAUAUGUGGUAAGCCUAAAGAUCGUAGAGUCAUUUGGGAUGCUAUAGAAAACAAUGUUUCAUGUAGUUGUAGAAAAUUUGAGAGAUGUGGAAUUUUGUGUUGUCAUGCUUUAAAAAUUCUUGAUGUUAUGAAUAUCAAGGUACUUCCAGAUAAGUAUAUCCUUAAGAGAUGGACAAAAGAUGCAAGGAAUGAGAUUGUGCAAGACUUCAAUGGACAUGAAAUAAUAAUAGAUAGCAAAUUAGAAGUCACAAAUCGAUAUAAGUCUUUGUGUCCCUUAUAUGUCAAGCUUAUUAGUCGAGCAGUUGAAUGUGAAGAAGCAUACAAGAUAGUGUUGGAAAACUAUACUGAGUUGAGUAAAAAGAUUGAAGAUGUCGUGAGAAGGAAAUCCGAUCUUUGUGAAGUUGAUAAUUCCCAAGAAAAUGUAUUAGAUGAGAUGGCAACCAUAAGUGUUAAAGGCAUAAAAAAGAAGAAGGGUUGGAAGGGAAAGCGUCGGAUCAAAAGUUGUAUUGAAGUGGCUAAAAAGAAGAAGAAAAGUUCUAACAAUCAUCACCCGCAAGCAAAUCAGCAUUUACAAGUAUGA